AAAUAUCAAAUAAAUUUCUGAGAAAAUCAAGGAUAUGGAUAAUAAAGUUUAUUUUAAACAUAAUGACAGCACUUCUUUUCCAGAGGAAAUGUAUUUUUAUGACUUUUUUGAUGAAUAUUAUUAUAAUAAUAUUUUAAUUCCUACACAACAAAAAAUAAUAACAAAUGAAAAAGAUUACAUAGGCAAUGGAUCACUUAAUGAAGAAACCACAUCAGAAUAUGAAAAGGAAGCGUAUGAUAUCCAUUUGGAGCUCGUUAUUCCAUGUAAAAAUGACCAGAAUCUGUGUAGACCGUAUCUUAGUAAAAAAGCUCGUCAAUUUCUUCGUCAUACUGGACAAUGGGAAGAGCUUACGAAACUCGAAAAUCAUAUUAUUCAUGUAGAUUUCACAGGAUAUGAAGCAUUUAUGUUAUCUCGACUUUUAUUUUUUUUAAAUGAUGAGCAAAUUACAGAAAGAAUCAAUUCCUUUUUACCUGGACGAACUUUUGAUGAUUGUAAGAGAUUUUUAAGUGACAACCCUAAUUGUAAAGCGCAUAACUGUCCAAUUGCUAUUAAAGUUUUGAUGAAAGGCCCGGAAAAAUCAGUACAAGAUGAUAGAGUUGUAAAAUCUAAUUGGAUUACUCUUUUUCUACAGCGUCAAUGUGGUGGAUGGAUUCAUCCUAGAUAUUCAAAAAAUAUAUCAAAUCAUAUAAAUUCAAAAAUAAUACAAUUAUUAAAGCCCUAUAAAUUUUUUGACAGAACUAGUGGCGAUGUUGUUGAUUUAACAUUUGAUCCUUUAGGGAAAAAGUUUGCCUUUGGAUGUUCUACAACACAGGAUGAUUACAAUCGUGAAGGAAACUUAGUUAUUUGUGAUAUAGAUAGUGAAAUUGCUACAGUUUUAACUGAUCAUAAAAUAAUUGUUAACGAAAAUGUUUUUUAUCCAACAGUAUCUAAUGUCAAGUUCUCUGCUGAUGGAUUAUUUCUUUUUUCAGGUGCUUUUGACUCUACCAUAAAAGUAUGGUCAAGAUCAGGUCAUUUAUUGAAUUCUUUUAAGGAUUUGAAUGGAAAGAUUGAUGUGAUGGUUUCCCAUCCUUUAAAUCCUAAAAUACUCUCUGCUUCUUCGCAUGAUGGUAACAUUCAUUUAUAUAGAUUAAAUGAGAACGGGUUGUGUGCUUCGUAUGCGAAAUUAGGUACAAUUAAUCACAAUCUUUAUGGAUCUGCAAUGGCAUUUGGAAAUCAUCUAUUAAAUCAUCUUCUUCUUGUUGGAUAUGAAAAUAUAGAUGAGUCUAAGUAUUUGGGGACAGCAGUUGUAUUUGAUAUUAUGACAGAAACAUUUUUAAAAGAAUUAAAGACAGAAAAUACUUCACAUACAUCUAUUUUUGCACAUAAUUUUUCUGAUUAUUUUGUUACUGGAAGUAAUACAUGUAAAGAUGGAAAAGUUAGAGUUUACACUGCAAAAGAUUGGUCCAUAAUUAUUGAAUGUUAUUCUUCUCAAAAAGAUAUUAACCAAGUUACAUUAAGUCCAUGCCUUCGAUAUUUGACAUCUAGUGCUACUGAUAGAUCUACUUAUGUUUGGGACACAAGAAAAUCCGAUAUACCUCUUCACAUUCUACAUCAUGAUCAAACAAAAAUGUUUUAUUCUGAUGAUGAAAAUAUAGAAGAUUUAGAUUCUGGAACAACUGUUUCUCUUUGGGGUUCAUAUGCUCAUGAAUUUAUAACUGGCGGUUCUGACGGAUAUUUAAAAUUAUGGGAUCUUGGAAACAAUCAGCCUUUUGUUCAAAAUUUGAUAGAAGUUAAUUCUGCAAUUACUUCUGCUUGUAUCUCUCCUGAUCAUGAUUUAUUUAUUAUUGGUGAAAGUAUUGGACAUGUUACUGUUUUAUCUACAAAAGGUACUGGAUUACCUUCUUGUUUUAAUAUCAAUAUUCAAUCAUCAAAAAAAUAAUACACAAUUCGCUUUUAUUGUAUAUUUUAUAUAUUUUUUCU
Molecule: messenger RNA, 1959 nt
Organism: Pneumocystis murina B123
Lineage: Eukaryota; Fungi; Ascomycota; Pneumocystomycetes; Pneumocystales; Pneumocystaceae
Exons: 4
Coding region: 35-1918 (627 amino acids)
Biological process (GO): regulation of actin cytoskeleton organization; TOR signaling
Cellular component (GO): TORC2 complex; TORC1 complex
Molecular function (GO): protein binding
Source: RefSeq, a predicted model, not a curated record